GCAGUCUGUGUUAUCUGUGGCGGUGCAGUGUUUUGGUAAAUUCUCCAAGACAUGGACAGCUCUCUUUUGUUUGUUAUUUGUUUUUGUUAACUAAAUCAGUGACAAUAUUUAAUGAAAUCAAGUGAAUUAAUUAACUAUCUUCUAGUUAAGACAUUUGGAGAAAAUCAUCCUUUUCAACUCACUGCCGCACAGCAAAAAUGUUUUGUUUUCGAAAGUGUUAUGAGUAAUGAAGAUGUUAUUAUCGAAGAAUAUUAUCAGUUUCCGCAGAUAAAUUGGUAGUUAUUGUUGAAACGUUAUGUAAGUAUUUCUGUUUCCAAUAUUGGAUGCAAGGCCACGCAACUGUUAUUACGAUAUUAGUUAUAACCUCUAAUUACGAUUCAAAGUACACAGGAGACAAAGUUCAACUUGAUUCAGUGAAAAUGACGGUGAAGUCGAAGAUAUUGAAGGCUCUUAUUUUGGGCGCUCCUGCGUCAGGAAAAGGGACGAUUUCAUCCCGAAUAGUGAAAAAAUAUCAUGUAGAGCACGUUUCAAGUGGCGACAAGUUGAGAGAUCACAUCCAAAAACAGACUGAUCUAGGAAAAGAGGUGAAGCAGUACCUGAAUGAAGGUAAACUAGUACCUGAUGAAGUAAUGAUUAAGUUUAUGAUCACAGAGUUAAAUAAGGUUCAAAAUAAGCCUUGGCUAUUAGACGGAUUUCCCAGGACAGUUGGCCAAGCUGAUGCCCUAUGGAAAGUUCAACCAGUAGACGUUGUGCUAAAUUUAGUUGUGCCAUUUGAAGUUAUUAUAGACAGAGUCAAGAGCAGGUGGGUUCAUCUACCUUCAGGGAGAGUGUACAACAUUGGGUUUAAUACUCCUAAGGUGGAGGGGAAGGAUGAUGUCACUGGAGAAGAUUUGGUACAAAGACCUGACGAUAAGCCAGAGGCUGUACAAAAACGCUUAGAGAUAUAUGAAAGUGUUACAAGACCUGUAAUAGAGUUCUACAAAAAGAAAGGAAUUCUGAAGGAGUUUGAAGGAAGAACAUCUGAUGAAAUAUGGCCUAAAGUUACUGCAUAUUUAGACCCCAUUCUUAGUAGCUAAAGCUUGAAUAGUAUUAGUAAUAGAUGGACAUGGUGCUAGGUUUUGUAAGUGUUUUGGGCAGAUUUUAAAAAAUGAAUUGUUACUUAGUUUAUGUACUUUUUAUGAUCCAUCGAUGUUUUUAUAUAGUUACAAGUAGUAACAAGGAGCACAAAUUUUUUUGAACAUUUAUUAAAAACAGUUCAGGUUUAUAUUAUUAUUUUAUAAUUCUAUCUGGUAAUAUUACUAAGUCGUUAUUUUGCAAGAUUUUUACAGUAAUUUGAGUGUUAUUUGCAUGAAACAAUCAGUGCCAUUGUUAUUGUUACUAUGCCAAAUUAAAAAAACUACACUUAAUUAUUUGAUAGUAAAUUAGAUAACUAUUAAAAUUAGACCAAAGUUUAAACAGUCAAAUUGUUUGUAUAAAAGUUAUUGUAUAAAUUAUGUAGUCUUCCAGUACUUAAAACAGUGAUAUAUUAGGCAUAAUAAGUAUGUAAUGUAGUGCCUUGAUUUAUUGUCACAUGAAAUUAUACAUAUCAAGUGUUAUAAUAGUUCCUUAACAGUUUUGUUUGCUCACACGCCACAACAGUUAUUUUAAGAAAAUGUUUUAUUAUGGUUAGAUUUUGCGUACAUAUUAUAUCGAAUAAAUGAUAAUACCUUGUUAA
This is a messenger RNA of Ostrinia nubilalis (European corn borer), 1714 nucleotides long. RefSeq names its product GTP:AMP phosphotransferase AK3, mitochondrial (gene Ak3). Lineage: Eukaryota; Metazoa; Arthropoda; Insecta; Lepidoptera; Crambidae. The transcript has a single exon. The coding region runs from base 324 to 1076 and encodes 250 amino acids. Gene Ontology annotation, biological process: nucleobase-containing compound metabolic process. The record is from RefSeq and is a predicted model, not a curated record. Gene Ontology annotation, molecular function: AMP kinase activity; ATP binding. Gene Ontology annotation, cellular component: cytoplasm; mitochondrion.